AUGGCUAAGACUGCAGUCUCAACAGCAAACACUAGUUAUACUGAUGACAUCUCAGAAUACUGGAAGCCAAUACCACCUGCCAAUGUCUCUCUCUAUAAUUUCACCUUUGGAUUUGCCUUUGGCCAAAGGGCUACUGACUAUGCCCUGAAUGGUGUUCUGAUUGUUGUUCUCAUCAUUGUCAUGCUAUCACUGGGUUGUACCAUGGAGAUAUCCAAGAUCAAGGCUAAUUUCUGGAAACCCAAAGGGGUAGCUAUUGCUGUGGUAGCCCAGUAUGGAAUCAUGCCCUUGACAGCAUUUGCCCUGGGUAAGUUUUUCCAGUUGGAUCCUGUUGAGGCACUGGCUGUGCUCAUCUGUGGCUGCUGCCCAGGUGGAAAUCUCUCCAACAUCUUCAGUCUGGCAUCAAAAGGAGACAUGAACCUCAGUAUUGUGAUGACAACAUGCUCAACACUCUUGGCCCUUGGCCUGAUGCCUCUUCUGCUGUAUCUCUACUCUAAAGGCUUGUUCCAUGGCAAUCUGGAAAGCAAAGUGCCUUACAAAGGGAUUAUUAUCUCCCUGGUCAUGACACUUAUCCCCUGUGCUCUGGGCAUCUUCUUGAAUGAAAAGAAGCCCCAGUGUGCUCGUCACCUUGUUAAGGCAGGUGUGAUUGUUCUGCUUCUGUCAUCUGUCCCAAUAAUUGUUCUUUCAGUGAUCAAUGUUGGAAGCAGCAUAUUGAUCAUCUUCUCUCCACGCCUACUGGGAACAUCUGCUUUAAUGCCAUUUAUUGGCUUCUCCUUGGGCUACAUCCUGUCUGCAUUCUUCAACCUCAAUGAUCAGUGCAGGCGGACAAUCUGCAUGGAGACUGGCUGCCAAAAUGUGCAGCUCUGUUCCACCAUUCUCAAGAUGGCCUUUGCCCCUGAAGUAAUUGGACCCCUCUUCUUCUUUCCUCUUCUGUAUAUAAUAUUUCAGCUGGGAGAAGGACUCCUUCUAGUUGUGACCUUCAGAUGUUAUGGAAAUAUAAAGCAACGGAAGGGCAAAUUCAGCAUCAAUCAACUACGCCAUGAAAUGCUGAAGUGGAAAUCAAACAGGCACCAGAAAUCGUAUUAA
Messenger RNA from Eublepharis macularius, 1083 nucleotides. It is a transcript of the gene SLC10A1, whose product is annotated as solute carrier family 10 member 1. Gene Ontology annotation, molecular function: bile acid:sodium symporter activity. The record is from RefSeq and is a predicted model, not a curated record. Gene Ontology annotation, biological process: bile acid and bile salt transport. Lineage: Eukaryota; Metazoa; Chordata; Lepidosauria; Squamata; Eublepharidae. The transcript has 5 exons. Gene Ontology annotation, cellular component: membrane. Bases 1 to 1083 code for a protein of 360 amino acids.